AUGUUGUACCUCGGCGAGUCAGUUGUUCUGCUUCUGAUCCUUUCCUGUUCGAUACUAGUGGAUGGUAGAAUUUCACCGGAAGUGGUCGCCCUGAAGCGAGUGCUGUACGAUGAGCUGCAAGCACUCGAACGGAGUGCACUAGUUACACACUCUGCGCAUGCCACAUCGGACGGUAGUGUUUCCGGCGAGCUUCGGAGUGUUUUCCACGAGUUUGAACGCCAAAAUCAGGAAAGUAUUGCGGCCAUCCUGAGAGUGCUGGCGCUAGUGGAUCAUACGCUCGAAAAUACCAUCGAGGAUUGCGCGAAAAUCUUUGACCUUCCCUCGCUGGAAAGUGAGAACAUUGUGUUCCGAGACGUUACACGGCCUCUGUUGUUGCGUGUCGCUGAACUUUGCCGACAGAUCACAGAGGAAGAUUUGUCAGGGCUAGAAGCCACGAUGGAGGCGGUUGAGAAGGAAGCGAAUGUGUAUAGGGAGCGUUUGGAUGCCACCAAAGGAUACAUGGAGACAGUAUUGAUGAAUCUGGAAAAUUUCUACAAGGACAACUCGAUAAUCAGCAGUUUUGAUGAAACACUUCAGCGCAUGAACGUGCGAACUACGUCGAUCGAAGAUACAAUCAGGGGAGCUUUGCAGAACUUUUCCGACAGGCAGAGUUUGAUGCGAUCCUCGUUAAUUGUCACUAUUUUCCAAACCUCAACCGACCCGGAUGAUGCCGAGCUGAUAACCAACUUCUUGGAUGGGCUGGCAAACGAAACCAACUUUCUAGCGGAUGAUCUCAUCGAGCUGGCUCAAAUAAGAAACAAUCUAACCGAAGAUAUAUUGCACGACAUCAGGGUGGGGGUUUAUGAUAUUCUUUUCAGUUUGAUCGAUUCUCCAAUGAGUGCUUUUUUAGAGGAGGAAAAUUCACUUCGCUGUUUGGCCGAGUACUACGAACACAAUCCCGUGCAGCACAUGGUGAUGAGUUUGAAAAACAUGUUUGUUUGCUACCAUGUUGAUGAUGCUCUAGCAGAGUCCCUGGAAACGAUACAACGGUUACUAGAACUGACCGCGAACGAGGUAGAAACCAUAUGCGAAGGACUACAAACAUGUUUCCGAAACAGUGCAACCCAACAAGAUACCAACGAAGACAUAAUGUCGUGUUUCGAAGCGGUAGGCAAUAAUGCAGACUCAAUCCUAAACGCAACGGCAGAAUUCAUCGAAGCAAAGAUGGAUGAAAUGUCCUCACAUUUGGAAGACGCAAUCAACUUUGAACAGGUCAAAAUGCAGGCUUGCCUAUUCUACAAAUUUCAAGAGUUUAUGAUUAGUGAAGAAUUUAUAAAGCUCCGCUAUACAAGCUGUAACGAUGCAGAACCAUCCAAAAUUCAAGACACUUUAGAGAAGAGCGAUAUUGCGGUAUAA
Molecule: messenger RNA, 1395 nt
Organism: Anopheles coustani
Lineage: Eukaryota; Metazoa; Arthropoda; Insecta; Diptera; Culicidae
Exons: 3
Coding region: 1-1395 (464 amino acids)
Source: RefSeq, a predicted model, not a curated record